CAUUGGGUAAGUUUGUACGUGCCGCACAGCGCCAUGAAAGUGAGACCGCCUCUCAGUGCACAACGCCCCCUACUCACGCUCCUCGUGCUUGAAAGUUCUCUUUUGAUUAUUCCCCUUCGUUGUGGCCCAAUACCGCGUUGAGGUCUGGUAGUAGAGAGCUAACCAAAUCACCAAGUAAGGGGGAGUGUUACGGUCUACAGUGCAGAUCAUCCGCGAAGCCAAGAUGACCAAACGCAAAGGAAAAAGUACCAAUAAACAGGACGACAGUUUGCUGCUCUUGGAGACGCCAUCCGUAACACCACCGAGGGGAUUUAAAGAAUAUGCUGUCCCUGCCAUUGUUUUCUUUAUUUUCGCUGUCGGGGGAUCAACGGCAGUCUGGUUCUGCAGCCAGCAGCAGCAAACCAUCGACAGUCUAACAGAGACAGUCAAUGCAAUGCAACUUAGGAUAACCAAGUUCCAACAGCAGUUGGGAAUGGGUAAUGCACAGAUUGCCAAUUUGGGUGUUUUCGAAGAGCGCCUACAAGCACUGGAAGAAGCUUACACACAGGCCCAAAAAAAGGCAGACGUUGCACUGGCCACUUCAGAAAAAAUCAAAUCUACUGAUCUUCAAAAUCAAUUCUGGUCUCUUCAGUCUGAGAUGAAUGGCAAACUUUCUGAACUCCAGCAGGAAUCUGUAUCCACUGCAACAUUGAAUGCAGUGGUCAAAAAUAAGACUGAAGAGAUUGAAACACUGAAGCAGAGGCUUAAUUCUCUCCUUACUGCAAACUCUGAGGUAGCUGUUACCAUUUCUGGGCUCACAGACACUGUUUUGGUCACCAAAUCACGUCUUGACGAGCAGAUGUCCACUACAGAGGGUCUCACAUCUGAGUUGGCGGAACAAAGAAUGGAACUUUCAAGC
Messenger RNA from Sinocyclocheilus grahami, 898 nucleotides. RefSeq lists its product as uncharacterized. The record is from RefSeq and is a predicted model, not a curated record. The annotation marks the transcript as partial. The transcript has 2 exons. NCBI's taxonomy places the organism in Eukaryota, Metazoa, Chordata, Actinopteri, Cypriniformes, Cyprinidae.